Haplochromis burtoni (Burton's mouthbrooder) is the source of this 1774-nucleotide messenger RNA. Its product is annotated as SEH1-like (S. cerevisiae). Gene Ontology annotation, molecular function: protein binding; structural molecule activity. The transcript is spliced from 9 exons. Gene Ontology annotation, cellular component: Seh1-associated complex; nuclear pore outer ring. NCBI's taxonomy places the organism in Eukaryota, Metazoa, Chordata, Actinopteri, Cichliformes, Cichlidae. Gene Ontology annotation, biological process: positive regulation of TORC1 signaling; cellular response to amino acid starvation. The record is from RefSeq and is a predicted model, not a curated record. Bases 107 to 1258 code for a protein of 383 amino acids.
GUACUACACACAAUCACAUUACCGCCAAAUAAACAGCACAAGUAGACACAUGACAGGCCUGCCAGCUAAUCGUCCCAGCUAGAGUUGCCGGUACAUAGUUGUCAUCAUGUUUGUUGCGCGUAGUAUCGCGGCAGAUCAUAAAGAUCUAAUUCAUGACGUAUCGUAUGAUUUUCACGGCCGGAGGAUGGCGACUUGCUCCAGCGACCAAAGUGUCAAGGUCUGGGACAAAAGUGAGAACGGAGAGUGGCACUGCACAGCCAGCUGGAAGACACACAGUGGAUCAGUGUGGCGAGUGACCUGGGCGCAUCCAGAGUUUGGACAGGUUCUAGCUUCUUGCUCCUUUGACAGAACAGCUGCUGUUUGGGAGGAGAUCGUAGGAGAGUCCAAUGACAAGCAGAGAGGACUGAGCCACUGGAUUAAGAGAACCACGCUAGUGGACAGUAGAACGUCAGUGACCGAUGUGAAGUUUGCUCCUAAACACAUGGGUCUUAUGCUGACCACCUGCUCUGCGGACGGGGUGGUGAGGAUCUACGAGGCUCCCGAUGUGAUGAACCUGAGUCAGUGGUCCCUGCAGCAUGAGAUCUCCUGCAAGCUCAGCUGCAGCUGCAUCUCGUGGAACCCCUCCAGCUCACGUGCCCAUCCUCCCAUGUUUGCUGUGGGGAGUGACGACAGCAACGUAACAUACGGUGGGAAGGUUCAGAUCUACGAGUACAACGAAAACACACGGAAAUAUGCCAAAGCAGAGACACUCAUGACGGUCACUGAUGCGGUUCAUGACAUCGCGUUUGCUCCAAACCUGGGAAGAUCUUUCCACGUGCUCGCCAUUGCAACAAAAGAUGUUCGAAUAUUUAAGCUAGUUCCGAUGAGGAAGGAGAGCACGUCCACAGGACCCACCAAAUUUGAGGUGCAGAUUGUGGCUCAGUUUGACAACCAUAACUCCCAGGUGUGGCGUGUGAGCUGGAAUAUCACCAGCACCCUGCUGGCCUCCUCUGGGGAUGAUGGCUGUGUGCGCCUCUGGAAAGCUAACUACAUGGACAACUGGAAGUGCACCGGCAUCUUGAAGGGAGAUGGAAGCCCACUUACAGGUUCAUCCGGUCAGCCCUCAGCCAUGAGUACUGUGCUGGGUUCCUCUGUUCAGUCUUCCCAGAAUGCGUUGAACGGGAUGUCUGCAGGAAGGAUUGGCAAGAGAGCUCCCUUUGCUCCUCCCCUGCGGCAGCUGACCUCUCCAAAGAUAUACCAGCCACCCGCAUAUUACUAAUGUGUCUUGUGCAUCAGCUCCCACUUGCCCAUAUUUAAAAUGUAAGACUCUGUAACACAUUUCACAAAUGGAUUCUGGGUAUUACUGAUUGAAACUUUAAUUUUUGGCAACAAAUCUGGCAUGAACCUUGCAAAACAUUGAUUCCUUUCUUUUUGUGCUUAAACCUUUUUUUUUUUUUCUUUUUUUUUAAAUGUCACUGUCUUCCCUCUUACCUUUUUAGUGUCUGGACCAAACAUGCAUCCUUCUCCUUUUAAUUUCUCUUUUUUUGCUUCCUUUUAUUUCUUCACCCUCUGUGUAUUCCCUUUGUUGUCUUUUCUUUCCGUCCACGUAUUUGCCGUCUUUGUCUCCUCCUCCUUCUUUUUCUUACUUCAGGUAUUUCUUUCCUCCUCUGGACCCCCCUAGAGCGGGUAUUGUGUAUGGUCAUCUGCUGCCUCCUUCCUCCCUAAUAGAGCACUGUGAUACUGAGCCCAUUCAGCCUCAGCAGCAGCCUCUUCCCCACAGGCUGUCCUCCAGGGC